This is a messenger RNA of Prorocentrum cordatum, 2298 nucleotides long. NCBI's taxonomy places the organism in Eukaryota, Dinophyceae, Prorocentrales, Prorocentraceae. The record is from the annotation of a GenBank genome assembly.
AUGGCCAGGCCGAGCACUACGACGAUGAGCAGCAAAACAACAACCAGCACCACGACGCUCACAAGCCCGACAGAGACAAGCACCACCACUUGGACCAGCACUACGGCGCUGACUACCACGACAGAGUCGAGCACAACUGUGACUAGGACACCCACCAUUACAAGCAAACCGAUCAGCAGUACCGUGAGCAGUGGCACGACGCUGAUGGACACGACAGGGCCAUUCAACACCACGCUGACCGAGACAAGCAGCACAUCGUACACGCGCGACAGUGUGACCUCGAGCAGCACGGUCACGAUCAGUUCAGGGACGAGCACAUUGACGAGUACGAUCACCGAGACAAGCAGCACAUCGUACACGAGCGACAGUGUGACCUCGAGCAGCACGGUCACGAUCAGUUCAGGGACGAGCACAUUGACGAGUACGAUCACCAGCACCACCACGCCGCUGUAUGUUGUAGUGGGGGCAAUGAAGUUUGAAAGUUCUGGUACGCCAGAUGAGGUGACAUAUGUGAUGACGUCCCACCUAUCAAAUGUUUUAGGCGUAGCUGGAGAGCAAGUAAUUGUAUACGUCACCGCUGAAGUUUAUCGGAUGUUGUCUUUAGCCAGGAGGUUGUCUAGUGUAUGGAAUGUCGAUUUUGAGAUAACUGCCCCUGAAUAUGCUGCAAGGCAAGUCUUAGAUUUGACAAUCGGUAUUGUCAACGAUUCUGCUAAUUUCACCAGCUCUAUGCAAGCAGCUUUCGAAUCGCGAGGCAUGAAUUUGACAGCGUCGUCUUUCGAUAUGGCAACGCCAUCGAUUAAGCCAGUCACUGUUACCCAAACGACCGUCAGCGGCACCUCGACAAGCACAACGGCGACCAGCAUUACCGCCACGAGCAACACCAGCGUUUCCAGCACCACUGCGACCAGCACACUUUCCAGGUCCACUGUCACCAGUACUAGCAGCGCAACCACCAGGACCACCACCGCGACGCGAAACACUCGCAGCAGCACCAGCGCAACCAGUGGUGCCAGCACGACGGGCACACGGAGCACCAGCGCGACCAGCACCACCAGUGUUCACAGAACGACGGGAACCAGCAGCACCACGCGCAGCAGCACCAGCGCGACCAGCCCCACCACUCCUUCCAGCACGACUGGGACCGGCAGUACCACGCUCAGCAGUACCAGCGCAAGCAGCACCACAAGUGGUCAUAGCACGACCGAGACCAGCAGUGCCACGCACAGCAGCACCAGCAGCACCACAGCUUCCAGUCCCAGCGAGACCAGCACAUCCGAGACCAGCAACACAGAGGUCGGCAUCACCACUGCGAGCGACAACGCGGCACUAUCCAGAGUGGUGGGGUCGAUCGUGCUGCUGUUCGAGGGCCCGGACGCGGCCGGGGACAGCCCGGAGGGGGAGCAGGUGCUGAGCUCGAUCGGAGCCACGAUCUCUCAGGUCGUGGACGUGCCCGCGAGCGACGUCUCCGUCUGGUCUGCGGACUCCCGCAGGCUCCACGCGCGGCUCCGGGCCACCACUCGCCGGCUCUCCAGGAGCAUCCUCGAAGUGGAAUUCAGCAUCGACGUGCUCGCGGGUGCCAGUGCCGCGGUGCAGGCGUCCCUGGACGGCGUAGAUAUGAACUCCUUCACGUCCAUGCUGCAGCGGAACCUGGACUCGAAUGUCGGUGAGGACGUAUACUCCGUCCAGGUGCUAGCAAUCACGUCGGUUGUCGUCGACGCUUCGGGCGCCACCCCGAUAGGGGCGGACCACGGCCAGGAGUCUUCCUCGAUAUUCAUCUUUGUCGUGUUUGGACUGGGAUGCUGUAUUGGGUGCGAGUUUCCCGCCCUGGCGCUGUUUUUGCGCAGGCGACGGCUUCAGCGCGGAGCGCUGGCCACGGAGCAGGGUCGGCGGAACGGCCGGGCCGCGCCCGGGGGCGGGUUGGCCGAGCGCGGCCGGCUGCCCGAGGUGCCCCGCCCUCCCCACGAGCGCCACGAGCGAGGCCCGGUGCCCGUGUCGAUAUGCCUCCCGCCCGUGGAUGUCUACGAGGCCCAGGCCGAGUGGGCCACGCCGCCCGCGCGCGUCUUCGACGAGCCGGACGGCCUCGUGAUCACCUUGGCGCCUUCGCGAACGCAUGGGGGUGCUCCCGUGGAGCUGCCAGCGUCCGUGCCCCCCUUGGUGCCGCCCAGCAGGCCUUGCCCCGUGCGGCUGCCCGAGGCCAUGUCGCUGCCGACGCCGUCCAGCAGGCCGCCGCCAGUGACCGUGACGUCCAUGGUGGAGCCGAGCAGGGAGUUCUCGGUGGAGCUGUCGAUACCCGUCUAA